CGCGGCGGAAGUUGCCGAAGGCCGGCUGGGGCGGCCAUAUUGGGAGCCGCCGCUGUGUGAAACCGAGGGGCGGCAAGUGGAGUCCUGGCACCGGCGGCGAAGGGAAGACGGUGCCCGAGCCCGACAGCGGAGGCGCGGCGGGGCUUGGCGACGUCCAGCCGGCCCAAGACGCGCCUCGGACGGCGGGGCUUCCCCAGUUGCGGUUUUCCUUCUGGUGCGGCCUGGUCUCUAGCGCCUCAUCCCCGGCCUCGCGUGAUCCUCCAAGCCGGGCACCCUGCACUCCCACCCGGCUUAGAAGGGAAGCCUUAUGCCUCGUCGGUGGUAGUGCCUUCCGACCGCCCAUUGAGCCCCGCUUCCCCCAUGCUGGUGGCCUGGCCGCCCCCCUCGCCCUGAGGAGGAGGAGGAGGAGGAGGAGGAGAAGAGGAGGAGGAGGACCCCGACCCCUUCCAGCUGGGUCAGGGAGCAGGCGGCGGGGAAGGCGCUGAGCAGCUGGGGGGACCCCCCCUCAGGCCUUUGCCAAGCGGAACCAUGUCGAACAGCGGCCGCAGCCCCCUGCCCACCGUGACGGAGAACUUGGAGCAGCCGGCCUUGGGACACCCAGACUCCAAACCGAGCACAAAGUCCAACAUGUUACGAGGCCGCAUCCCUGCCACCUCCGCGGACGAGCAGCCCCACAUUGGGAACUACCGCCUGUUGAAGACCAUUGGCAAGGGCAAUUUUGCCAAAGUCAAGUUGGCACGGCACGUCCUGACGGGGAAAGAGGUGGCCGUGAAAAUAAUCGACAAGACGCAGUUGAACUCCUCCAGCUUACAGAAGCUCUUCCGGGAAGUGCGAAUAAUGAAGGUUUUGAAUCAUCCCAAUAUAGUUAAAUUAUUUGAAGUCAUAGAGACAGAUAAGACGCUGUACCUCAUCAUGGAGUAUGCCAGUGGAGGCGAAGUGUUUGACUACUUAGUAGCUCACGGACGAAUGAAAGAGAAGGAGGCGCGGGCAAAAUUCCGACAGAUAGUUUCUGCUGUGCAGUACUGUCACCAAAAAUUCAUUGUACAUAGAGACUUGAAGGCAGAAAAUCUGCUCUUAGAUGCCGACAUGAACAUCAAGAUUGCAGACUUUGGUUUCAGCAACGAGUUCACGUUUGGCAACAAGCUUGACACGUUCUGCGGGAGCCCCCCGUACGCCGCGCCCGAAUUGUUCCAGGGCAAGAAGUACGACGGGCCCGAGGUGGACGUCUGGAGCCUCGGGGUCAUUCUCUACACACUGGUCAGCGGCUCCCUGCCCUUUGACGGGCAGAACCUCAAGGAGCUGCGAGAACGGGUCUUGAGGGGGAAGUAUCGCAUCCCCUUCUACAUGUCCACAGACUGUGAGAACCUGCUGAAAAAAUUCCUUAUCCUGAACCCUAGCAAGAGAGGCACUUUAGAGCAAAUCAUGAAAGACCGCUGGAUGAAUGUGGGACAUGAGGACGACGAAUUGAAGCCUUACGUGGAACCUCUGCCAGACUACAAGGACCCUCGGCGGACAGAGCUCAUGAUUUCCAUGGGAUACACCCGGGAAGAAAUCCAGGACUCCUUAGUCAGCCAGAAGUAUAAUGAAGUUAUGGCGACGUAUCUGCUGCUAGGUUACAAAAACUCAGAGCUCGACAACGACAGCAUCGCCCUAAAACCACGGCCCCAGCCCGACCUCGCCAACAGCACGGCUCCCUCCCCUUCGCACAAGGUACAGCGCAGCAUAUCAGCCAACCCCAAGCAGCGCCGCUUAAGCGACCAGGUACCCACCAUCCCAACCUCCACGUCGUACUCCAAGAAAACGCAGGCCGCCAAUGCUGAGAACAAGCGACCCGAAGAGGAACAGGAGGCCGGGCGCAGCAAGGCCGGGAGCACCGUCAAAGUGCCCGCCAGCCCGCUGCCUGGCCUGGAGCGGAAGAAGAGCACCCCCAUGCCCUCCACGAACAGCGUCCUCUCGACCAGCACAAACCGGAGUCGCAACUCACCCAUGCUGGAUCGGGCCAGCCUGGGCCAGAACUCGAUACAGAACGGCAAAGAUAGCCUAACCACUCCGGGCUCCAGGGCCUCUACCGCCUCCACUUCUGCCGCCGUGAGCUCCGCGCGCCCGCGACAACACCAGAAAUCCAUGUCUGCCUCGGUGCACCCCUCCAAGCCCACGCUGCCCCCCACCGAUAGUAACUGCGAGGCACAGCGACCUAGCACUGCCCCCCAGCGGGCCCCCGUGGCCUCCCCCUCUGCCCACAACAUCAGCAGCGCCCUCCCCGAGCGCACCAACUUCCCACGAGGCAUCCAGAGCCGCAGCACGUUCCAUGCCGGGCAGCUCCGGCAGGUCCGGGACCAGCAGAACCUCCCCUACGGCCUCACGCCCGCCUCGCCCUCCGGGAACAGCCAAGGCCGGAGGGGCGCCUCGGGGAGCCUCUUCAGCAAGUUCACCUCCAAGUUCGUACGCAGAAAUCUGUCUUUCAGGUUUGCCAGAAGGAACCUGCAUGAGCCUGAAAGCAAAGACCGCGUGGAGACGCUCAGGCCUCACAUGACGGGCGGCAGUGGGGACAAAGACCGGGACGAGAACCGGGAAGCCAAGCCGCGGUCGCUGCGCUUCACCUGGAGCAUGAAGACCACCAGCUCCAUGGAGCCCAACGAGAUGAUGAAGGAGAUCCGGAAAGUGCUGGAUGCGAACAGUUGCCAGUGUGAGCUGCAGGAGAAGUACAUGCUCCUGUGCAUGCACGGGGCGCCCGGCCACGAGGCCUUCGUCCAGUGGGAGAUGGAGGUUUGCAAGCUCCCCCGCCUCUCGCUCAACGGCGUCCGCUUCAAGCGGAUAUCGGGCACGUCCAUGGCCUUCAAGAACAUUGCCUCCAAAAUCGCCAACGAACUCAAGCUUUAACGGGCCACCCCAGGGGAGGGGGCACCUGGCCUGCACAUGCACGGAGGGGGGCGAGGGGGCGAGCUGCGGCGGCUUCCCUUCGGAAGGGCCCUCGGUGCCGGCCAUGCAGGCAGAGGGUGGGCAGGGCAAGGGGGGAGGUGGGGGCACCCCCACUCCAUCUCCCCAUGCCCCCCCCACUGAUGGAUCUCCAUGGAGACAGGGUGCGUGGGAUAGUGGUUGGCAGCCACCUAGCCGGUCUCCGUGGCAACAGCAGUGGGAGUGUACCAAGGGCUGUUGGAUGAGGGGGCAUCCCUUUUGGUCUCCGUGGCGACCAUGGUACUUUUUAUCCCAUCCACCCCCCCGCUUUUUUUUUUCCCCUCCUUUUCCCCCUUUUUCUUCUUGUACACGAGACAGGGUUUGCAAUUUUACCAAAAGCAGCGGAAAGCAGCGGCGACCGACUGUCCCCUCCGGAGCCGGAGCGUGCCCUUUCCCACAGUGCCGUUCCCUCUCGCGCACCUCCCCCUCAGGACCCGGGUUAGCGGAGGACCGCAGCUGGGAGGAGGCCAGGAUGGGGGGGCAGCCAGGCACCUUCCCCGUCUUUGUGCAAGGAAAGAGGGACGGUUGAGGUUCUCAAUGGGCAUUAACGUAGCAACGGUCCCGCCCACCCAGGGUCCCCCCCCCCCGGCUCCAGCCAGUGAUGGAAGCGAAGCACCUCCCCCUCCUCCCAGGCCUAGGGGCACUCCUGAGCCCUCCCCGUCGGCCUUGCCCCCAAAACCCUGGUCCCUGCAGAUGGCACCCCAGCCUCGCAUGGAGGGUCGAGAUCCCCCAACGGGUUUUCCUCUCCGCAUGAAACCUUCCUCCUCCUCACUAAGGGUGGGGUUGGAAGGAGGACGGGCUGGGUGCCCUCUGGUUUCUGCUCACUCAGCAGCCUGGACCAUCACUCCUCCCCCCUCGUCCCCACCCUUUGUGCGGCCAGGGGCCACUCUGGGGCCGGGCAGUGCCCUGUUUACACUCAACAGAGGCUCCGGUCUGCUGCUUCCUGCCUCGGAUGCUGCAGACAGAACCCGCUGUGGGGUUUGGCCUCCUCUCCCGCCCUCCAAGCCCCCUCCCGGUGAACCUGAGCAUGGGGGGGAAGCGCCGCUGGGGGGGCUGUGGCCAGGGGUUCUUCAGCACACACACACACACCCCGUGAUUCACACAAAAGCCUUUGGAUGUUCAGGAUGGGUUAAAGAGCUUUGGGCCUGCUGUUUUACACACACACACCCAUCACAGGUACGCUGCCCCUGCUUUCUGGAGAGCUUGGGUUUAUUUCUGCUGAAAAAGUGUGGGGGGGACACAGCUCCUGCCCCCUCCCCAUCUUUAUUUCCCUUUCCAAAGCACAAGAGGAAAAGUGGGACUGGUCGCAGUACCUCUUCAGUUCCCCCAUCUUCUCCUUGGCCCCCUCUCUGGGUUUCUUUCAUGGUCACAUUGCCCCUUGAGAAUGUAUUUUUGGUCAGGGGGGUGCUCUGUAGCCCCUCCACCUUCUCUCUCUCUCACACACACACACACACACACCUGGUUUGUAUAUAACUGUACUGAUACCUCGGUUUUGUGAGUGGUUAUAAUUUUUUUUGUUUUGUUUUGUUUAAUUCUCAUCACAACAUGCCUUUUUUAAAAGAAAAAAAAAAUCAUGUCCUUUUUGGGGGGGGUUCACUUCUUCCCCCCCCCCUCCCCUCUCUCCCUCUCUCUCUAAGGAUGCUGCCGUUUGAUGUAGUUUUACAGGUUCUAGAUUAAAACUUUCCAGAAAGCACCUACCUAGCGUUGGAUUCCUGUUUUCAGUUCCACACUCACCCCACCCCACGCACUUGACACGAGGGAUGGAAGCUGGGCAUCACCCCAGGACUUGGGACCAGCGGUGUUUCAUGUGGAAAUACGGGGACAGCCGGCACUGCAAGAGGGGGAUCUCUGGGCAGAGCACCCCUCCUAUCCGCUCGGCUCUGCUUGCCCGGUUCGCAAAGCCGGGAAGACUUGUGGCAUCUCUUGGCAGACUGUGGCCAGUUUCUUAUUAAAGCCAAAGAAAUAAA
Candoia aspera is the source of this 4922-nucleotide messenger RNA. It is a transcript of the gene MARK2, whose product is annotated as microtubule affinity regulating kinase 2. The coding region runs from base 529 to 2880 and encodes 783 amino acids. Gene Ontology annotation, biological process: protein phosphorylation; intracellular signal transduction; microtubule cytoskeleton organization. NCBI's taxonomy places the organism in Eukaryota, Metazoa, Chordata, Lepidosauria, Squamata, Candoiidae. Gene Ontology annotation, cellular component: cytoplasm. The transcript is spliced from 19 exons. Gene Ontology annotation, molecular function: ATP binding; tau-protein kinase activity; protein serine/threonine kinase activity. The record is from RefSeq and is a predicted model, not a curated record.